Molecule: messenger RNA, 1544 nt
Organism: Cynoglossus semilaevis (tongue sole)
Lineage: Eukaryota; Metazoa; Chordata; Actinopteri; Pleuronectiformes; Cynoglossidae
Product: actin-related protein 2/3 complex subunit 1A
Exons: 10
Coding region: 320-1390 (356 amino acids)
Biological process (GO): Arp2/3 complex-mediated actin nucleation
Cellular component (GO): Arp2/3 protein complex; actin cytoskeleton
Molecular function (GO): actin filament binding
Source: RefSeq, a predicted model, not a curated record
AGCGUUAGUGUGAAGUGUCCUCGUCAUUGAUGCCUUACGUCCUGACUAUUAGUUCUUGCUCAACAGCUGGGAGCAGACACACCCACCGCUCUCUCCCAGCCUGUGUAAUAACACAGUCACUUCCUUCACCAACUCAGACUGCACAGCUCCGUUCGUGUUGACUGCCCAGAGUCCACGAAUACGGCCUUGCACUUUCCUCCACCUCCCCCUUCAGUUACUCCAGCUAAGCGGUCUUUGCCUCCCGUCCCGUCUUUGGACCUGCAGCAGCACAUCUCCACGGCAGACACAUUCCAUCGGCCUCCUCUGCCCCCGUUCAGACAUGUCACUCCACAGUUUUGGCCUGGAGCCACUCUCCUGCCACGCCUGGAACAAAGAUAGGACCCAGAUUGCAGUGAGUCCCAACAACAACACAGUGAACAUCUACGAGAAGAAGGGAAAGGACUGGGUGAAGAUCCACGAGCUGAACGAGCACAGCGGACGGAUCACUGGUAUUGACUGGGCCCCAAAGUCCAACCGCAUCGUGACCUGUUCCUCUGACCGAAACGCUUACGUGUGGACUCUGAAGGACGGGGUGUGGAAACCCACGCUGGUGCUGGUGCGCAUCAACCGUGCAGCCACGUGUGUGAAGUGGUCUCCUCAGGAGAACAAGUUUGCUCUGGGCAGCGGAGCUCGACUCAUCUCCGUCUGCUACUUUGAGAAGGAGAACGACUGGUGGCUCAGUAAGCACAUCAAGAAGCCCAUGCGUUCAACGGUCCUGAGUCUGGACUGGCAUCCCAACAACAUCCUCCUAGCUGCAGGGUCUGCAGACCUCCACUGCAGAGUUUUCUCAACCUUCAUCAAGGACAUCGAGGACAAGCCCGGACCCACAGCCUGGGGGGCAAAGAUGCCUUUUGGUGAGGUGAUGCUGGAGCACAAGGACUGUGGGGGCUGGGUGCACAGUGUCUCCUUCUCACCCAGUGGUGACCAGCUCGCAUGGGUGGCCCACAACAGCAGCAUCUCUGUGGUCGAUGCUGCACAGAAGAAGGAGGUAACCCAGCUGACCACUGAGUACCUGCCGCUGAUCAGUGUCCUGUAUGUCAGCCCCACUGAGAUUGUUGCUGCGGGCCAUGACUGCUGUCCAUACCAGUUCACCUACCAGGGUCCGGCUAGCCUGAAGUUUGUGAAGAAGCUGGACAUCCCUAAACAAACGUCCAAGGGCAGCAUGUCUGCCAUGCAGCACUUUAGAAACCUGGACAAGAAGGCCACAGAGGAAGACAGCAGCGAGGUGACCACCCUUCACCAGAACAGCAUCACGCAGCUGUGUGUCGUGUCAGGGGAGAGGAACAGAGUGGAGAAGUACAGCAGUGUUGGUCUGGACGGAGCCAUGAUCAUCUGGGACUUUAAGCAUUAAAGUGACACGACGGCUGUGAUGUCAGACUCGCCGAGGAGUCCGUCCGCUCGCCGACUUCUUUGGACACGCUGGGUGUGGAAACGAACCUUUGGAUGUCUGAGGAUUAAACGUCUUUGAUCAAAUAAAGACAUCAUUAUGGUGUAUGUCAACGUUG